AUGAAAGGGCGUAUCCUAGUGGCGGCGCUCGUCUAUUGGAUAUCACUUGUUGGUGCUCACACUCAAUCUGCAAAUAGCUGGAUAUCCACCAUCUGGGAUGACUUCAAAGAAGCAGUUGACUGUGCGAGCUGUCAGGCCUUGCUAGGUGGUCUGAAGCUAGUAGCAGAUUUUGGCGAGUCUUUCAUGGAAGAUGUCUUAAUUGGAGUCUGUGAUAUUAGCGGUGCCGAGGAUUCUGAUGUUUGUGCUGGCGUUAUUGCUAAUGAAGGACCCUCUGUCCAUUAUUCCCUGUCGAAUCUGAAAAUUGGCUCUCACACUGCCAAAACAUUCUGCGCCAGUCUUGUAGGACUAUGUGACUAUCCAGCAGUCCGGCCAUACAAUUUGACUUUCCCUUCACCCAAACCACCAACUACUCGACCUCCACCCAGCGGCAAGCCCCCAAUUAAAGUUGGCCAUUUCAGCGACACACAUGUUGAUUUAUCCUACGAGACUGGAUCCAAUUAUAACUGCACCAAGCCCAUCUGCUGCAGAUCAUACACAGAAGGCGAUGCACCAGGAAAUACCUCCGCCCCGUGUGGUCCCUGGGGAAAUUCCAACUGUGACCCUCCGCACCAACUCCAAGAAAACAUGAACGAGGCUAUUGCAGACUUAAACCCGGCCUUCUCAAUCUACACCGGAGAUGUUGUAGCCCAUGACGUCUGGCUAGUGGACAAAGACGAAGCCCUACAAGACUUUAACGCGACCUACAGCGCGAUGGAGACUCUCGGUCGCGUAUACGCCGCACUCGGCAACCACGACGCCGCACCGCUUAAUCUCUUUCCAUCAAAUCAGCUACCCAGUGAGUAUAAUCCUCAAUGGGCAUACGAUACCCUCGCUUCAGACUGGGUGGGUCUAACAGGUGUACAAUCUGUUGAAAGUGCAAACGAGCAUGGCUCGUACUCGGCCAUCCACCCAAACAGCAACCUACGCGUUAUCUCAUACAACAGCAUCUUCUACUAUAAAUACAACUUCUUUUCCUACACCGAGCCAAUGGAAUAUGAUCCGAAUUCUCAGCUAGAAUGGCUAAUCAACGAGCUCCAUGAAGCUGAAUCAGCCGGCCAGCGCGCAUGGCUGAUCUCACAUAUCCCAUCUGGUGAUCCGGAUCACUUCCACGAUCAUUCGCAUUACUUCGAUGAGAUUAUUCAACGAUACGAGGCAACUAUCGCAGCUCUCUUCUUUGGUCAUACGCAUACAGACGAGUUCCAAAUCUCGUACUCAAAUUAUAAAAACCGAAACUGGGACACGGCCACAGCAAUGGGCUAUGUUGCGCCAUCAAUGACGCCCACGUCCGGCCCGCCUUCUUUCCGAGUCUACGACAUUGAUCCCGUCACCUUCGGCGUCCUAGAUUUCACACAGUACACCGCUGAUAUCAGCGACCCACAGAAAAAACCAGAGUGGGUGCCGUAUUACUCCGCCAAGAAAGAUUAUGGAUCUCUGCUCAAUCCCCCAGUGACUGAUGCACAUGUUGAACUCACGCCUGCCUUUUGGCACAAUGUUACUGUUGCCAUGGAAGGGGAUGCGAGUGUUUUCCAGGAUUACUGGGCAAGACGGACACGCGGGUUCCAGGUACCUGAUUGUACUGGGGCCUGUGCUAGUAAUGAAAUUUGUGCUCUUAGGGGAGCCGAUGCACAGUAUAAUUGUUUUGUGGAGCAGCCUGGGUUCAGCUUUGAGAAGCGGGAUGGACGUGAGAAUAGUGAGGCACUGUGGAAGAAGAAGUUUCAACCCGAAUGUAAUCAUGCUGGUAUGGCGCCGUUGCUAGCAAAGAUUGCUUAUCGAGCAAGUCUUGAGCGAGAGUAG
Messenger RNA from Penicillium angulare, 1833 nucleotides. Its product is annotated as sphingomyelin phosphodiesterase. Gene Ontology annotation, molecular function: sphingomyelin phosphodiesterase activity. The transcript has 3 exons. Lineage: Eukaryota; Fungi; Ascomycota; Eurotiomycetes; Eurotiales; Aspergillaceae. Gene Ontology annotation, biological process: sphingomyelin catabolic process. Bases 1 to 1833 code for a protein of 610 amino acids. The record is from RefSeq and is a predicted model, not a curated record.